Molecule: messenger RNA, 1038 nt
Organism: Archocentrus centrarchus (flier cichlid)
Lineage: Eukaryota; Metazoa; Chordata; Actinopteri; Cichliformes; Cichlidae
Gene: psma3
Product: proteasome 20S subunit alpha 3
Exons: 11
Coding region: 118-885 (255 amino acids)
Biological process (GO): ubiquitin-dependent protein catabolic process
Cellular component (GO): proteasome core complex, alpha-subunit complex; proteasome core complex
Source: RefSeq, a predicted model, not a curated record
GUUUGCCAAUCGCCAUUAAGCCUAAGGAAAAAAAAGGACGAAGAAGACAAAGAAGAAGACGAAGAAGAAGCAGCACCUCUGUGGGACCUAUGCAUAAGACUUCCAGUUGGUAUUAAAAUGAGUUCUAUUGGGACUGGGUAUGACUUGUCAGCCUCAACCUUCUCUCCAGAUGGUCGAGUGUUUCAGGUCGAGUAUGCCAUGAAGGCUGUAGAGAACAGCAGCACGGCUAUCGGGAUUCGUUGUAAGGACGGGGUCGUGUUCGGGGUGGAGAAGCUAGUCCUGUCUAAACUGUACGAGGAGGGCUCCAACAAACGGAUCUUCAACAUCGACAGACAUGUUGGCAUGGCAGUAGCUGGCCUACUAGCUGAUGCUCGCUCCCUUGCUGAAGUAGCCAGAGAAGAAGCCUCUAACUUCAGAUCAAACUACGGACACGACAUUCCUCUGAAGCACCUUUCGGACAGAGUGGCCAUGUAUGUCCACGCCUACACACUGUACAGUGCCGUGAGGCCGUUCGGCUGCAGUUUCAUCCUUGGCUCGUACGACAAAGACGAUGGUCCUCAGCUCUACAUGGUCGAUCCGUCCGGCAUUUCAUACGGUUACUGGGGAUGUGCCAUUGGAAAAGCAAAACAAGCCGCCAAGACAGAGAUUGAAAAACUGCAGAUGAAGGAGAUGACAUGCAGAGAGCUGGUUAAAGAGGUUGCCAAAAUAAUCUACAUUGUUCAUGAUGAGGUGAAGGACAAGGCCUUUGAGUUGGAGCUCAGCUGGGUUGGAGAAAUCACAAAUGGACGACACGAGUUGGUACCCAAAGAUGUCAGAGAGGAAGCAGAGAAAUAUGCCAAGGAUUCUCUAGAGGAAGAGGACGACUCUGAUGAGGACAACAUGUAAACUCGGGACUGAGCCUCCUUGCCUCCUCUGCUGAUGGCUUAAACACACAUCUGAUUCUUUUUUUAGGUUUUAUAGUUCAUAAACUGUCAUGUCUGUUGUUUUGCUUUUGUUUUGAAUUUCAGCUUUGAAAAUAAAAAGUUGAAGUAAAGUCAA